AAUACCAUUUUAAAAACGUUUAUAAGACUGACGUAAAUAGUGAUGUCAAAAUGUUAUACCAAACUAUAACUGACAUUUCAGAAACGUAUAUUUCAACAUUCAUUAGCUGUGCCAGUUUGCCUUUCAAGAACGGAAUGGCGGCAACUGCACUUUGCACAAGAUAUGAAUGAUACACAGGUGGAAAUAUUCCAGCCCGAGGGAACUGAAGGCCGCCAGUGGUUUUAUACAGUAAGGUGCGACUCUGAAAACCACAACUCGUACGACCAAGAGUGUCCUUUAUGCUGUAGAGGGAUCUCCAGUAGGUAUGCCUCGAGGUGCAUUACAAGGAAGUCGUACGUCAUAGCUUUCGUGAAGAAACUCGAGGACACACAGUACGAUUGGAAUUGGAUUCAGGUGGAUUCCAGCUGUGACUGUGCCAUAUUUGAAAUUGUUCCUUGAUUGGUAUAAACGUGA
Gigantopelta aegis is the source of this 453-nucleotide messenger RNA. RefSeq names its product neurotrophin-4-like. The record is from RefSeq and is a predicted model, not a curated record. The coding region runs from base 163 to 438 and encodes 91 amino acids. Gene Ontology annotation, biological process: neuron projection morphogenesis; nerve growth factor signaling pathway; positive regulation of peptidyl-serine phosphorylation. The transcript has 2 exons. Gene Ontology annotation, molecular function: growth factor activity; nerve growth factor receptor binding. Lineage: Eukaryota; Metazoa; Mollusca; Gastropoda; Neomphalida; Peltospiridae.